Messenger RNA from Aureobasidium pullulans EXF-150, 1650 nucleotides. RefSeq names its product phospholipase D/nuclease. Bases 1 to 1650 code for a protein of 549 amino acids. Gene Ontology annotation, biological process: single strand break repair; double-strand break repair. The transcript is spliced from 2 exons. Gene Ontology annotation, cellular component: nucleus. Lineage: Eukaryota; Fungi; Ascomycota; Dothideomycetes; Dothideales; Saccotheciaceae. The record is from RefSeq and is a predicted model, not a curated record. Gene Ontology annotation, molecular function: double-stranded DNA binding; 3'-tyrosyl-DNA phosphodiesterase activity; single-stranded DNA binding.
AUGGCCGACUUUCCAGACCAUGAGCGACCACACAAGAGAGCGCGUCUCAGCGAUUCGACAGCAAGUACUGAUUCUCCUCCGAAAGAUGAGUGUAGUUGGAGUUGGCCUGCCGACCUAGAUGGACCAGCCACCAAAGCUAUCAGCCCGCCCCCGGUUUCGCGCAACAAGGGCAAAGAGAAGCAGCACCAAGAACAGCAAACAAUCACAGAAUCGUCGCCUUUCCAACUCACCAGAAUCCGUGAUUUGCCAGCCUCUGCAAAUGUUGACACCGUCACACUUUCGGACAUUCUUGGCGAUCCCAUGAUCAAGGAGCAAUGGCAAUUCAACUUCCUCCUUGAUAUUGACUACAUCAUGAGCCAUCUCGACGAAGAUGUGCGUGACACGGUUCAAACGAAGAUUAUACAUGGCUUCCACGAAAAGAACAGUCUCUCUCGUAUUAGUCUUGAGGAAACGGCCAAGAAGUACCCGAACGUCCAAGCACUACACACAUGGAUACCUGCCUAUGGAACACACCACUCCAAGAUGAUGAUCUUGAUCAGACACGAUGACACUGCUCAAGUCGUCAUUCACACAGCCAACAUGAUCUCUCAGGAUUGGAACAAUCUUAGCCAAGCAGUAUGGCGAUCUCCUCUUCUUCCUCUAUCGGCAAUAGACGAUAACACAUCAGACGCUCUGAUGGGCUCGGGUGCUCGAUUCAAGCAGGAGCUGCUCAACUACCUCGAAGCCUACGAGGACAAAUACAGAGAUCACACACGUCCCCUGAUCAAUCAACUCAAAAAGUACGACUUCUCUUCUGUCAAAGCUGCUCUUGUUGCAAGUGUGCCUGGUAAGCAGCAAGUUGGCACGAACUCGAUCGCCAAAGGCCAAAGUUUAUGGGGUUGGCCUGGAUUGGAGCGGGUCCUCAAACAGGUUCCGUCGGCUGCAUCGGCAAGCAAAGCUCAGAUCAAUGUCCAGAUAUCCUCAGUGGGAACCGCUCCCGAGAAAUGGUUGGACGGCUUCUUCGACGUCCUCGGAACAACUACCACUGGAAAGCAGCCAAAGCCCAGGAAGCCAUCUGUGCGGGUUAUCUUCCCAACAGCUGAUGAAGUCAGACGCUCGUUGGAUGGCUAUCGAUCUGGAAGCUCAAUUCACAUGAAGCUGGACUCGCAGAUGCAGAAGCUACAGUUGAAGUACAUGAAGCCUCUGUUGUGCACUUGGGCUGGAGACGCAAAAGAAGGCAAUCAAGUGCGUGAAGCAGGCCGUCGCCGCGCCGCGCCACACAUCAAGACGUUCAUCAGAUUCUCUGAUGACGAUUGCAACAACAUCGACUGGACGCUGGUGACAUCGGCAAAUCUAUCGAAGCAGGCUUGGGGGGAAAUGGCGAACAAGCAGGGAGACGUCAAUAUCAAGAGCUUCGAGAUUGGCGUUCUUGUAUGUCCGCAGUGGCUUGCAGAAGAUGGGCAGAAGGCGGUUAUGGUGCCAGUUUUCAAGAAAGAUAAGCCAGAGGUCGAUGUACCAGAAGAUGCUGACAAGGUGAUCGGCGUGAGAAUGCCCUAUGACUUGCCGCUUACGUCCUACCUCGAGGGUGAGGAGCCAUGGUGUGCAGAAAGGUCGCAUGCGGAGCCUGAUUGGCAGGGCGUUGCCUGGCCGGGGUUCAACCCAAGAGUCUGA